AUCAUCUGAAAAGGUAUAUCUGUACCAUAUAUACCGAUAACUCUUCAUAAAAAUAUAAUUUAAGCCGUGAAUCGUCAGUUACUACCUAUAGUGAGGUUAUUAUUGUAUUUUUCGCUGUUGCGGUAUACCUAGUCAAAUAUACCUACUUUUUGUGAAGUAGGUAUCGCGCUUUCUCUAGCAAGUACAGCUUGAGAAAAAUGAAGCUGUUGAAUUUGUUAUUGGUAUUCCAAAGCGUACUUUUAUACUCGGAAUGUGCAUUGCCAAAAAAAACAUUGGAAUGGUGGCAAACAUCUCUUAUAUACCAGAUAUACCCCAGAUCGUUCAAAGACAGUGAUGGUGACGGGGUCGGUGAUCUUAAAGGAAUUAGCCAAAAAUUAACAUACCUCAAAAACCUCGGAGUUGAAGCAAUAUGGCUCUCUCCUAUAUGCGCUUCUCCUAUGGUUGAUUUCGGGUACGAUAUUUCAAAUUACAGAGAAAUAGAGCCUGUUUUCGGAACUAUGGAAGAUUUUGAAAAUUUACUAAGAAAAGCUCAUCAUAAAGGUUUAAAAGUGAUCCUCGAUUAUGUUCCCAAUCACACCAGCGAUAAGCACGAUUGGUUCCAAAAAUCAGUUAAAAAGAUUAAACCCUACACGCAUUAUUACAUUUGGAAGAACGCAAAAUACGUGAAAGGAAAACGACAUCCUCCAAAUAAUUGGAUUUCAGCUUUCGGUAAAAGUGCUUGGGAAUGGAAUGAAGAAAGAGGCCAGUAUUAUUUACAUCAAUUUGCAGUUCAGCAACCUGAUUUAAACUAUCGUAAUCCAGUCGUCUACGAAGAAAUGAAGAAUAUUUUAACUUACUGGUUAGACAAAGGAGUCGAUGGAUUUCGUUUAGAUGCUGUAAAUUAUUUAUACGAAGAUAAAAACUAUCCCGAUGAACCUUUAUCAAACAAACCGAAUGUUGCGCCAGAAGAAUACGAUUAUCUCGAUCAUAUAUAUAGCGUAAACCAAGAAGAAACCUUUCGAGUACUGCAGGACUGGAGAGCUAUUUUAGAAAAAUAUUCUAAACGCGGAAGGAAAAGAUUCAUGAUGUCGGAAGCUUACGCUGACCUCAACACAGUGAUGAGAUUUUAUGGCACGAAAGAAGAACCCGCUGCGCAUCUACCAUUCAAUUUUCUGCUCAUCGAUACCGUUAAACGAUCGAGUAACGCCACUCACGUAGCACAACAAAUACAAUCGUGGUACUCAAAAAUGCCCUCACAUGGAUGGGCAAACUGGGUGAUAGGAAAUCACGACAAUUCAAGACCUGCCAGCAGAUAUGGCCAAUACUUGAUAGAUGGGUUGCAUAUGAUCCAGCUACUUCUUCCUGGAACACCUAUCGUAUAUAACGGCGACGAGCUCGGCAUGGAAGAUACAUUUAUACGGUGGGAUCAGACAGUAGAUCCACGAGCAUUAUACGCUGGGCCUUAUCGAUAUCUGGAAUUUUCUCGAGAUGUAUGCAGAACACCUUUUCACUGGGAUGACUCAGAAAAUGCAGGAUUCACGACUGGAUUGAAUACAUGGUUACCAGUGAAUCCAGGUUAUUGGAAAGUGAACGUGCAAGAGCAGAGCAAAAUAUCGAAUCGUAUAACGCAUUUGCAGGUGUUUAAAGAGCUAGCCCGUUUAAGAAAAAAUAUCGUUUUUCAAAAAGGCGACUUUCACAUGGAUGUAAUUGACGAAUGGAUUCUAGUAUUUGUCAGAACAUUUGUCGAUCAUUCCACAUUCAUUGUUACGGUCAAUUUCGGAAGUGAGAUCAUAAUUACUGAUUUGCAAAAAAUACGUCCAUCGUUACCCGAUACUUUAAAAGUGGUUAUACCAAGUGUCAAUUCUGAUCAUUACAUUGGGGAAGUAAUAUCCACAAAUAAGAUUAAACUCCGGCCAAAAGCAGGAAUAGUGAUGACUACCAGUGAAGUUGACAUGGAAACUGACGAUAAUAUGAAUAAUUCUGAAAUAUCGACCACAACUUCCCCGAUAUCAACUUCUACAAAAGGCUUGAAUAACAGCGAAACCAAUUACGAUGAUGACUUGUAAAGUCACGUAGGUCCCUGAGAAUACCUAUACCUACCUACACAAGUUUCGAAGAAAUUAAAUUUCUCUCAUCAAAUAAGUUAGUACCUAACUCAACUGAUUUAUAGUACCUAUAAAAUAAAUGUACAGAAUAAUAGAUUACGUAAUAUAAAAUUAAUAAAAUUAUUACUUAUCGACUUAAACUAA
This is a messenger RNA of Planococcus citri (citrus mealybug), 2228 nucleotides long. RefSeq names its product maltase A3-like. The coding region runs from base 198 to 2045 and encodes 615 amino acids. Gene Ontology annotation, biological process: carbohydrate metabolic process. The record is from RefSeq and is a predicted model, not a curated record. The transcript has 11 exons. NCBI's taxonomy places the organism in Eukaryota, Metazoa, Arthropoda, Insecta, Hemiptera, Pseudococcidae.